AUGCUCCCUGGCCCCUCCUCCCGCCCGGCCCACACCCUGCCCCCCAUGCUCCCCCCUCGCUAUCCCCUCCUCCCCCUCGACCAGCACCCCGUCCACGACUCGUACCUCUUCGCCGGCUCAGCCAGCACAGAUCUCGUCUCCACCCUCUCCCGCUGGUCCCUCAGCGCGCCCGACUUUCUGCUUCCCUUUCACCACGCCGCCCUCCACCAGCCCUUAGAGCUCGCUUCCCCAGCCGCCGGCUUCUCUCCCACGCCGUCCGACGCCUCCUCGGUCCUCUCCUGGGACGCCGACCCCUCCCCUGCUCCCGAGUUUACCCAUGUCGUAUGCAACGCGCCCCUCGUCGCGCCCGUACCCCUUCCCUACCACUCCCCCACCUUCCUCCAGUACGACCUCCCCGACGAUGACGAGGACCUGUCGCACCCGCCAUACACCCGCCGCCCCCACAAGCGCAAACGCGAGGAGGAUCAGACGGAUGUCGACGCCCUCGGCGCCGUCCCUGCCAAGCGGCGAUCGGUCGGCAGCGCAGAAAUACGCGCCCAUCGGCCGCAGCGUCACCUCCCCGUUCGCGAGCCCCCUCUGCGCGGCGUAGUCAGACAGGGUAGACCGCGGUAG
Messenger RNA from Fibroporia radiculosa, 612 nucleotides. RefSeq lists its product as uncharacterized. The record is from RefSeq and is a predicted model, not a curated record. The coding region runs from base 1 to 612 and encodes 203 amino acids. The transcript has 2 exons. Lineage: Eukaryota; Fungi; Basidiomycota; Agaricomycetes; Polyporales; Fibroporiaceae.